CCAUCCUGUACCUGGGCAGAGCGACGCAGACUCUCGGAGGCGCAGCAGAGAGACCUAAGGGAUGUGGACAGCUGUGCAGCUGAGAGCAUGACCUCAUUCCCCAAGGAAGCCUCUGCAGGUGCGGAGACCAACCAGGAGGACGCUGCGGGUGAGACCUGGGGCACUCCAGAGCAUCCGGAGGUGGCGCCUCAGAGCCCGGAGGAUGGACGGGCAAGGACACGGGCUCCCGCAGAGCCCAGGGCCCGUCCUGCCCAGGAUGAACACCUGGACAUGGUCCCGGUAUCCAGUGAGCUGGGUGGCCGCGAGGAGAUGGAAUUUAGACCAGAACUCACUUCUUUGAUUUGGGGAACGGAACGUGCAGAAGAGAAGGGGGAGACUUUUCCAGACACCUCUGCUCAGCCCAGAUUUGGACCUGCCUGGGAAGAGCAUCUGUCAGAAACCAACCAGCCACGGGGCUCCGUCAGGCAGGGGGAAGAGCUGCGGUCUCUGGGGGCGCGGGAAGGUCAAGGGAGAGGGGCCCUCGAGGGGCUGGAGGAGCAGGGGCUAGCGGAAGUGGGGUUCCAGGACGGAGGAACUGUCAGGGAGGGUGGGCAUGUAGGGGAGCAGGAGCAACUGGCAGAGCCAGAGAAGGGGACGGAGGGAGAACACGGGCAAAGCCAGGAACAGACACCAGGUGAUGUGAUGCUCGCAAAACAGAGAGAAAGAACGAGGCUUUGUGGGGAAUUGGAAGGUCUGCGCUAUGGUGAGGAGGAGAGGAAGACUCGGGGCCAGCGAGGUCUACAGCAGGGAGAGGAGGGGAGGAGGGCGUUAGGGGGGACAGAAGAGGGGAGCGUGGAUGCCCCGUAUGAGGAGAAUCAAAGCCUGGUGGGGAAACCAGGGAGAGGAACUGGAAGGCAAGAAGGUCAAGUUCUGCAGGGGCAAGUGAUGCUGGGGGAGGGGCAGGUAGAGGAGGCGGGGUCAAGUGAGGAGGAACCAGGGAGUUGGGUUGGGGACCCGCUGUGGGCAGAGGGCAGACAAGAGAGUACCAGAGAAGGGGAAGCCCAUGAUGGUCUUUCCACACUGGCUCUGGUAGCCCCUGAGGUCUCUUCUCCCUGUGACUUAUUUCUAGACGCCUGUUACCCCAUGACCAGUACUCCUGGGACUCAGAAGGAGCCUCGGGCUGAGGAACUAUCCCCUACAGCUCUGGGUCCUACACUGGAGCCAGGAGGAUGGUCCUGUCAGCCUGUUUCUUUACCUGGCUCUUUUCCUGCUGGGGAGUCACCUGACCGAGAAGCAGCUCAGGAUAGCCAGCAGGAGGGAUCUGAGCCUAGGAAGGGGACGGUGUUCGGCGUGGGGACUGAGAUGGCCUCUGCCAGUACAUCCGGGACUCCUCCAAGGACACCAGACUCAGCUCCUUCCAGUCCUGCUGAAGUUUCCCCCAGCACAACUACAUCAUCAUCUGCCAGCUCCCCACUUGCCUCUCCCAGGAGGGAGCCGUCUCAUGCUGCCCAUUCUCUAGAAACCUCCAGAGCAUCUGUUUGGACCAACAGGGCAUCUCACUGUGGGGCUUUGGAGACUCCCGCUGCUGCCCUCCAUGGCUUCCCCUCUGCAGAGGCCGCCGUGGAAAUCUCCACCAGCUCCAGUUGGGCCAGCCCUCAGAGCACCCCCAGCCACCCUACAGGGGCUGUCCAGCACCUGAGGAGCAACUCCUUCCCAGGCUCUCAUAGGACAGAGCCGACUCCGGACCUGCUGGGAAUAUCACUUUCCUUCUCCCAUUCAGAGUUGCCCCAGAGGCCCCCCAAACCUGCCGUCUUUGGCUCUGUGAUUCCAAGAAGGGACAGGAAAGGUGGUAGGGACCACAGGAUCAUUCCAGAAUCCCCUAGUUCAUUAUCCACUCUGGGGCAAGACUCUCAAGAAUUCACUUCAAAUCCAGAAAUGUCCAGCAGUCCCCACAGCAGCCAGCCGUGGGGCUCCCCACACACUUCAGCCUUUUCCCCAGGGCCUCCUGCCUAUGGUUCUUCCCCACCCCUUGUCUCUGUAGAUAUGAGGAUCCAUGAGCCUCUGCCCCCUCCUACCCCAGAGAAGAGGCGUGUCCAACCCUCCAUGGUGGAAAGAGACAGCCAUCUCCAUGCAGGGGUUUCCACACUGAAGCGGUGUGCCCAUCCUCUUCCAUUGGCCCCAGGUUUGGGGCUACAUGGCCCCCCCAAAGGCCCACUUCCCCCAGUUCCUGACCCCCUUGUGGCAAGGCAGCACCGACCUCUGCCCUCUAUCCCAGACACGCCCCACCCUCCUCAGACCUCGUUCUCCCGCAAACUGAGAUACAACAAGCCAUUACCCCCAACCCCUGAUUUGUCCCAGUCCCACCAUCCUGUUUCUUUUAGUAGUGCAAGGAUCUACAGGCCUCUACCCCCUGUCCCUAUUAUGGAUCCCCCCACUGAACCACCCCCAUUACCCCCAAAGUCCAGGGGGAGGAGCAGGAGCACUCAGGGAGGACUCAUGAAUUCAGGGGGUCAGGGCAAGCCAAGGCCUGUUUGUCAAGAGUGGACAGUCUCCACUCCCCAUUCUGUUGGACGUACCUCCUGGCCCCCAGCUAUGGGUCGAUCGACAGACUCUUUGGCUUCUACCAGCAGGAAUAAGAGUGAAGUGUCCCCUGGCAUGGCUUUCAGCAACAUGGCAACCCUUCUGAGUCCCUCUUCCCCAACCACGCCCUGGAAUCUGGAGCUCCAGGGACCUGCCUCUGAACCAGGACCCUCAGAAGAGUCUGAGGCCCCUGCCAGAGGAUCUUUGAGAAGAACAGCCCCUCAGGAAGGAGCCAAUGGCCUGAGGAGGUUGGAUCGAGGCCAAGCAAGGCAGUCAGACAAACUCAGCCAUCCCCACCUAGAGAAGGCAUCCAGCUGGCCCCACAGGCGAGACCCAGGGAGACCCCCGGAGGGCGGCAGCGGGCAGGUUGCAGACCCUGGCGAGGGGUCCAGUAAGCACAAGGGCUGGAAUCGGCAAGGCCUGCGCAGGCCUUCUAUCUUGCCUGAGGGCUCUUCAGAGACAAAAGGUCCAGCCGUAGAAAAAUCCCCUGGCCCUUCAGACACCAUCGUUUUUCGGGAGAAGAAACCAAAGGAGGUGUUGGGAGGCUUUUCAAGACGCUGCUCGAAGCUCGUCAACUCCUCCCAUCUGCUUUACCAGGAGUACAGCGAUGUGGUUCUGAACAAGGAGAUUCAGAGCCAGCAGCGGCUGGACAGCCUGGGAGAGGCGCCUGGGCCCGCCUCCCCCCGGCAGCCCCGGAGGGCCCUGGUCUCCUCGGAGUCUUACCUGCAGCGCCUGUCCGUGGCCUCCAGCGGCUCCCUCUGGCAGGAGAUCCCGGUGGUGCGCAAUAGCACCGUGCUGCUCUCCAUGACCCACGAAGACCAAAAACUGCAGGAGGCCAAAUUCGAGCUGAUUGUGUCAGAGGCCUCAUACCUGCGCAGUCUGCAUGUGGCAGUGGACCAUUUCCAGCUUUCCGCCCCACUGCGGGCCACCCUUACCAACCAAGAAUACCAGUGGCUCUUCUCUCGUUUACAGGACGUGCGUGAAGUCAGCACCACGUUCCUUUCAGACCUGGAGGAGAACUUCGAGAACAACAUCUUCACCUUCCAAGUGUGCGAUGUGGUCCUGAACCAUGCCCCCAGCUUCCGCCGGGUCUACCUGCCUUACGUCACCAACCAGACCUACCAGGAACGCACCUUCCAAGUCCUGCUGAACAGCAACAGCAGCUUCCGGGAGGUUCUGGAGAAGCUGGAGAGCGAUCCUGUCUGCCAGCGCCUUUCCCUCAAGUCCUUCCUGAUCCUGCCUUUCCAGCGCAUCACCCGUCUCAAACUGCUGCUUCAGAACAUUCUGAAGAGAACACAGCCUGGCUCUUCAGAGGAAGCAGAAGCCACCAAGGCACAUCAUGCCUUGGAGGAGCUGAUCCGAGACUGCAACAACAAUGUCCAGAGGAUGCGCCGGACAGAGGAGCUCAUCUACCUGAGCCAGAAGAUUGAGUUUGAGUGCAAAAUAUUCCCGCUCAUAUCGCAGUCACGCUGGCUGGUGAAGAGUGGAGAGCUGACGGCCCUCGAGUUCAGUCUGUCCCCAGGGCCGCGAAGGAAACUGAACACGCGUCCAGUUCACUUGCAUCUCUUCAACGACUGUCUGUUGCUGUCUCGGCCCCGAGAGGGUAGCCGGUUCCUGGUAUUCGACCAUGCUCCCUUCUCCUCCAUCCGAGGGGAAAAGUGUGAAAUGAAGCUACACGGACCUCACAAAAACCUCUUCCGGCUCUUCCUGCUGCACAACGCGCAGGGCACCCAGACUGAGUUCCUCUUCAGCACAGAGACCCAAAGUGAAAAGCUUCGAUGGAUCUCAGCCUUGGCCAUGCCCAGAGAGGAGUUGGACCUUCUAGAGUGUUACGACUCCCCGCAAGUACAGUGCCUUCGAGCCUACAAACCCCGAGAGAAUGACGAGUUGGCGCUAGAGAAGGCAGACGUGGUAAUGGUGACUCAGCAGAGCAGCGAUGGGCUGCAUAACAAAGUACCACAAGUACGGUGCCUUAAAACAAUACAAGUUUAUUCUCUCAUGGUUCUGGAAGCCAGAAAUCCGAGGUCAAAGUGUUGGCAGGGCCGUACUCCCUCUGAAGCCUUUCAGGGAAGAUCCUUCCUUGUCUCUUCCAGCUUCUGGUGGCUCCAGGUAUUCCUUGGCUUAUGGCAGUAUAAUUCCGAUCUCUACCUCUGUCUUCCUUCUGUGUGUGUGUGUGUGUGUGUGUGUGUGUGUGUGUGUCCAAAUUUCUGUCUUUUUGUAAGGGUACUGAUUAUAUGGGAUUAAUGGCCCACUUUGCUCAGUAUGACCUCAUCUUAACCUUACUAAUUACACCUGCAACAACCCUGUUCACAAACAAGGUCACGUUCUGAGGCACCUGGGGUUAGAACUUCAACAUAUAUUUUGGGGGAAACAUAGUUGAAUGCGUAAGAGUAGUUCAGGAGUAGGCAGUUGUAGACCUUGCCAGACCUAGAGCAGCAUGGUUAACAUACUGGGAGACUGGAUUUCCCAAUGCUGGGGCCUCCCUAGUCAUUUCAGC
Neofelis nebulosa (Clouded leopard) is the source of this 5056-nucleotide messenger RNA. It is a transcript of the gene ARHGEF5, whose product is annotated as Rho guanine nucleotide exchange factor 5. Lineage: Eukaryota; Metazoa; Chordata; Mammalia; Carnivora; Felidae. The transcript is spliced from 14 exons. The record is from RefSeq and is a predicted model, not a curated record. The annotation marks the transcript as partial. Gene Ontology annotation, biological process: intracellular signal transduction; activation of GTPase activity. Gene Ontology annotation, cellular component: cytoplasm; nucleus. Gene Ontology annotation, molecular function: guanyl-nucleotide exchange factor activity.